UUUAUGGAGUGAAAAAUAUUAAAAAAAUAAUUAAAUAAACCCUUAAAAAAUUUAAAAAGAGCCCUUAAUGUUUGUGAAAAGUAUGGAUAAUCCUUUAUCGUCAUCCUUGAAUGGUGGUGAUUUAGACUCAACAAGUUCCGGCGGUGCCUCAUCGGAAAAUUCACCAAUUAAUCAGGAUAAUAUGCAUUCGCCCAUUUCAUAUGGUGCCCUAUUUCUGCCGAAUUCGGGUUAUCGCGGCAACAUAUCCUGUAAAACGGUACUGCACUUGGAUAAAUUCUCUCCCUAUGCCAAUGAUAAAGAGCUGGAUCGUCGAUUUCAUGAUAUAACCAGUGAUUACGAUAAAUCUCCACCGCCCACAGCCACCACAUCGCCGGUAUAUCCAAAUUCGGCAAUAAAUAAUAUGAUUUUUGAAAAUGCAAUAGGUUCGACAGGGGUUAUACCACCACCUCCAGCGCCAACCCAAAGUGAUCUCAAUGGCAAUACAAAGGCCUUAAGUUUGACGGGCAGUCAUCAUCAAAUGAAUCUCAAUACAACAACCGGCAAUAGUGGGAAUUUACAACACCAACAGCAGCAACAACAACAGCAAUCGGAUCCCUUGACUUCGUUAAAUCGUGGUCUAAAUGGUUCCGGAGGUCUACUUUCAAAUAUCACGGGGUCUCACAACAGUGUUGGAAAUAUACAAAUGGAUCGGAAAUUUUUACAAUUUACUACAGAUCAGAUCCAAUGCAUGUGUGAAGCCCUCCAGCAAAAAGGUGACAUUGAAAAACUAACCACCUUUCUGUGCAAUCUACCCGCCUCGGAACUGUUCAAGAACAACGAAAGUGUCCUGCGAGCACGUGCCAUCGUUGCAUAUCAUCGUGGCCAAUUCCAUGAGGUCUACAAUUUGCUCGAAUCACAUUGUUUCUCCAUUAAAUAUCAUGCUGAUUUGCAAAAUCUUUGGUUUAAAGCCCACUACAAGGAAGCGGAAAAGGUACGCGGUCGUCCUCUGGGUGCUGUGGAUAAAUAUCGGUUGCGCAAAAAAUAUCCUCUACCCAAAACGAUAUGGGAUGGUGAAGAGACGGUCUAUUGUUUUAAGGAAAAGUCUCGCAAUGCACUGAAAGAUUGUUAUUUGACAAAUCGUUAUCCAACGCCGGAUGAGAAGAAAACGCUAGCCCAGAAGACAGGGCUGACAUUGACACAGGUCUCGAAUUGGUUUAAGAAUCGACGACAAAGGGAUCGAACGCCGCAACAGAGAUCUGACAUCAUGUCUGUGCUGCCUGUCAAUCAUCAAUUGGAUCCGAACGGUUUUCCACGCAUGUUCAAUGCGCCCAGCUAUUAUCCCGAGACCAUUUUCAAUGGACAAUAACAUUAGGUAUUUGGAUAUGAAACGAAGUAUUAGCUCAAAAAAAUGAUGAGGAGAAGAAAUUUUGCGAGGUUUAAAGUUUGAAAAAUUGGAACAAAAUUGAAAUAAGAACUCAAAGCAAGGUCACUAGGAUGCAGAAGAGAGAGUGAGAGAGACAGACACUGGAUUCCAUUGUCUCGUUCGUAAAGUACAAAUCGAAGUAUUAGGAAAAAAUCGGCGCGGUUUUGAGAAUACCUCCUUAACAUUUGAUGACCAAAAUUUGUCAUUUAUAAAAUUUAAUUUUUGUGAACAAAAUUAAAAGGAAAAAUCUCGCCAGAAUCCUAGGACCUCCAGCAUGUUUAUAUGGAGUUACGGCACGAUUAAGGUAGCUGUUGUGGGUCCUUUAAAAAAAUCUUAAAAAUUAAUUUUUUAAACCCUCGCUUGAAUUUUUUUAGAAAAUUCACUCUUGAAAAUUGUUUACUUUUAACCCAUGCUUGAAAAAUAUUCUU
Musca domestica (house fly) is the source of this 1830-nucleotide messenger RNA. It is a transcript of the gene Six4, whose product is annotated as protein sine oculis. The record is from RefSeq and is a predicted model, not a curated record. Gene Ontology annotation, molecular function: RNA polymerase II cis-regulatory region sequence-specific DNA binding; DNA-binding transcription factor activity, RNA polymerase II-specific. NCBI's taxonomy places the organism in Eukaryota, Metazoa, Arthropoda, Insecta, Diptera, Muscidae. Gene Ontology annotation, biological process: regulation of transcription by RNA polymerase II. Gene Ontology annotation, cellular component: nucleus; transcription regulator complex. The coding region runs from base 68 to 1345 and encodes 425 amino acids. The transcript is spliced from 4 exons.